Molecule: messenger RNA, 2005 nt
Organism: Zingiber officinale
Lineage: Eukaryota; Viridiplantae; Streptophyta; Magnoliopsida; Zingiberales; Zingiberaceae
Product: fasciclin-like arabinogalactan protein 15
Exons: 2
Coding region: 355-1791 (478 amino acids)
Source: RefSeq, a predicted model, not a curated record
CGGAGAGUUACGAUGAUGACUGAGUCAAUUUACCAUUUAACCCAUAAUGGGCAGAAUAAGAGAGAGGGGGAAUAGCCGUAGUUGUGAGAGUAAAUUGGUCUUUUUGGCGAUGGAUUUAUUUACCUCAGCGUAGCAAAAAGUGACCGAGUAAAGGUCGCGUGGGGACCAUCCGCCAUCACCAGCCUGUUGCGAUGCGUUUCAUUGGGCCUCGUGUUCAUUUGGCAUCCCGGUUUUACCCCCAUCAUCAAGUCGUCUUCGUCCCCCUCUUCUUUUUUUUCACUCGCUCCUAAUCAGGAGGGGAAGAAAUAGGCGAUAAGAGGGAUCACAGAGAUCUUCUCCGCUGUACUCGUCGCCAUGAAUUGCCCCUCCGUCGGCGGUGCUUGUUCUCGGUUACUGCUUUGUGUUCUCUCUGCUAUCGCCGUUGCUGUCUCUGCAUCGACCUCCUCUUCUUCUUUGCCUGCAACUCCGGGAUCUGAGUCCUCCGCUGUCACAUUGGCCGGCGCGUCCAAUUCUAGCGGGCAGAUUAACUCCAAUUCCGUCCUCGUCGCCCUUCUCGACUCCCACUACACUGAGCUGGCGGAGCUGGUGGAGAAGGCGCUCCUUCUCCCUUCCCUCGAGGCCGCCGUCGGAAGCCAUAAUCUCACCAUCUUCGCCCCUCGAAACGAGGCACUCGAGCGUGACCUGGACCCCGAGUUCAAGCGCUUCCUUCUGGAGCCUCGCAAUCUUCGCUCCCUGCAGACCCUGCUCCUCUACCACGUCGUCCCCGCCCGUAUCGCUUCUGGAGUCUGGUCUCAGACCCGCCAUGCCACUCUUGCCGGCGAUCACCUUCAUUUAGAGGAUAAUAAAGUGGGCCUUGCCGCCGUCGUGCACCCGGACGCGGUGAUUCGCCCCGAUGGUGUGAUCCAUGGAAUCGAGCGGCUGCUGGUGCCUAGAUCCGUGCAGGAGGACUUCAAUCGUCGGCGGAGCCUCGCUGCCAUUUCUGCUAUACUUCCUACCGGUGCGCCAGAGGUGGACCCGCGCACCCAUCGCCUAAAAAAGCCGGCGCCGCCGGUUCCGCCUGGUGCUCCACCCGUGCUUCCGAUCUACGACGCUCUGGCCCCUGGCCCUUCUCUGGCACCUGCACCCGCGCCGGGGCCCGGAUCUGGCAAGCAUUGGUUCGACGGGGAGAGCCAGGUGAAGGACUUCAUCCAGACUCUCCUCCUCUAUGGAGGCUACAACGAGUUCGCAGACAUCCUGGUUAACCUCACAUCGCUCGCUACGGAGAUGGGCCGGCUGGUGUCUGAGGGUUACGUGCUUACCGUGCUGGCGCCGAGCGACGAUGCGAUGGGGAGGCUGACGGCGGACCAGCUCAGCGAGCCCGGGGCACCGGAGGCCAUCAUGUACUACCACCUCAUCCCUGAGUACCAGACGGAGGAGAGCAUGUACAACGCCGUCCGACGGUUCGGAAAGGUGCGCUACGACACGCUGCGGCUGCCGCACAAGGUGGUAGCGCGUGAGGCUGACGGCUCCGUCAAAUUCGGCUCCGGUGGGGGUUCUGCCUACUUAUUUGACCCCGACAUCUACACCGACGGACGCAUCUCCGUACAGGGUAUCGACGCCGUCCUCUUUCCACCUGACGAGGAGGCGCCACCCGCCACUCCUCUCUCCCCUGCCGCCCGCAAGGCUGAGCUCGCCCAGGUCAAAUCCAAGUCCAAGCUCAAAGCCAAGCUCAGAAGAGGUAAAUUAUUAGAAAUGGGAUGCAAUUUGCUCGGGGUGUUGGGUCAGCGCUCUAAGUUUGCCACCUGCCAAUAGAUAGAGGAAUCAAAGAGGAUUGAUGGUGAGAAAAUGAUGCACACCUGCCCUGCUCCAUUCUUUAUAUAAUAAAAUUGUUGUUGCAUAGUGUUUGUAUUGUCGAUACUAGUCAUGACUGAGGUAUAAGAAUUUGUAUAGGAAAUGUUCAUCAUGUUUGUUUUGACACAAAGUCAAAUUCCAAAUAAUGGCCUCAAAAGUUUUAUUUUCUCGUUCA